AUGAGCAGGAGAGGAUUGACAUUGUGGGGAUCGUUUACUGCGCAAACGUUUCUCGCAAGAUGGCGUUCUUCUCUGGGCAGUCCGAUGCGAACGACCAUAUUCAGGGAGGUUGGUUUUGUCAUUACCCCCCUCCUCACCUGGGGGUCCUUUUCUUUUUCUGCUAUCACUUCUGCUGCUGGUGUUGGUGUAGUUUUCGUGGGCUGUUCCAUCUUCUUCCCAAGGCACGACUUUGCCAUAUGCCCCACUGCAUUACACACCCAACAACACGGCCUUCUUUCCUCUACCACGACAAACAUUCUUUUGUCCCGGCACGUCAGAAUAUUCGAGAUGUCUAAAAACGUCUGUCUUGUCUCCCGUUGCUAUCCUCGGCUUGCUUUUAACAGCACUCACGUCGUCGACUGGACCAUAUUUAGCGAAAAAAACUGCAAUCCUGUCCUCCGUGAUGUCAACUGGUCCGCCAUGUACUGUUAUUUUUUUUGGUCAUAUCUAUCUAUCUAUCUAUCUAAGUUUGGUCAUAUCUAUCUAUCUAUCUAUCUAAUUUGGUCAUAUCUAUCUAUCUAUCUAUCUAAGUUUGGUCAUAUCUAUCUAUCUAUCUAUCUAAGUUUGGUCAUAUCUAUCUAUCUAUCUAUCUAUCUAAGUUUGGUCAUAUCUAUCUAUCUAUCUAUCUAUCUAAGUUUGGUCAUAUCUAUCUAUCUAUCUAUCUAUCUAAGUUUGGUCAUAUCUAUCUAUCUAUCUAUCUAUCUAUCUAAGUUUGGUCAUAUCUAUCUAUCUAUCUAUCUAUCUAAGUUUGGUCAUAUCUAUCUAUCUAUCUAUCUAUCUAAGUUUGGUCAUAUCUAUCUAUCUAUCUAUCUAUCUAAGUUUGGUCAUAUCUAUCUAUCUAAGUUUGGUCAUAUCUAUCUAUCUAAGUUUGGUCAUAUCUAUCUAUCUAAGUUUGGUCAUAUCUAUCUAUCUAAGUUUGGUCAUAUCUAUCUAUCUAAGUUUGGUCAUAUCUAUCUAUCUAUCUAA
Messenger RNA from Acanthosepion pharaonis, 1005 nucleotides. The record is from the annotation of a GenBank genome assembly. Lineage: Eukaryota; Metazoa; Mollusca; Cephalopoda; Sepiida; Sepiidae.